AUGCGUCGGUUCAUCGUCGACAUCAUGCAAAAGCAAGGUGUAGUUGCAUCGCAUGCCGAACAACUGGCUGAUGUGCUGGUCGAGGCCGAUGUCCGUGGCCAUUACAGUCACGGAUUGAAUCGAUUGGAUAUGUAUGUAGGGGAUUGCCGAAAGAAAGGUGAAAAAGCAGGAUCAGCUUGGGUGGACGGCAAUAGUUUACUGGGUCCUGUAGUAGGUAAUUUCUGCAUGGAUCUCGCUGUCAAGAAGGCCAAGGAGGCUGGCGUUGGCUGGGUCGUUUGUAAAGGCUCGAACCAUUUCGGUAUAGCUGGAUGGUAUGUACUGAGGGCCAUGAAGCAAGGUUGCAUGGCAAUGUCUUUCACUAAUACCUCGCCUGUGAUGUAUCCAACGAGGGCUGCGAAGCCUGCUCUGGGUACGAAUCCCGUUGUUGAAAUCGCGAAGCGAAAAGGCCUUCAAGUGCCGAAUACAUGGGGAGUCGCUCAGGGAGGAACGGUCAGUCACAAUCCCGACGAAAUUCUCUAUGGAGGAGGUCUUUUGCCACUCGGUGGCAAUGAGAUAUGU
Ostertagia ostertagi is the source of this 558-nucleotide messenger RNA. The record is from the annotation of a GenBank genome assembly. Lineage: Eukaryota; Metazoa; Nematoda; Chromadorea; Rhabditida; Trichostrongylidae.